AUGGAUCCUUUACGUUCUUUAAUUGAAGAUGCAUUAGAAUUGCAAAGAAAACGUUAUCCUUCUUAUAAAGAUUUAGAAUUGGAGCAAUUUAAAUAUGCAGAAAAUUUUGAAGAUCUUAUGAAUGAAGAUGGUGAAGAUAAUGAUAUAAUGAUUGAAAUUAAAGAAGCUUUUAUUGAUAAAAAAUUUAUUAAUAAGACGAAAAUGGAAAUAGAAUCUUUGCAAAGUACAAAGAAAAUUAUUCAACCGAAAAUAGAGAAAAAGAAACAAACUACCAAAGAAAUUAUGAUGGAAUUAGUACAGAAGGAUAGAGAACAGUUUAUAUAUUUACAAACAAUACAACCUAAACUACCAUCAGAACAAAGAAAUACUGUAUUGAAAAGAUAUUAUAGAGAAUUGGAUAGAACUUUAAGAGAUUUUUCGGCUUUAUCUGGAAGAAAAAUGCAUUUUAUUAUGCAAAAUGUAAAAAAAAUUGAAAAUUAUCCUUCUCGCUUAUUUAUGAAUAUUAUACAACGUUUAGCUGAAGAUUUUAAAAUAUUCAAAAAGGCCCAUGCAUUUAUUGAAAAAGAAAAGGUUUUAUUUCCUAAUGUUCUUUCUGAAACAAUGUUAAUCAAUUAUAUAUUUGAUAUACCAAAUAAUGUACCAAGAAGUCAAGCGAUAUUAAUAGCAGUAACAUUAAUUGAUUUACAAGAAGAUUAUCGAUAUGAAGUUAAACGUGCUCUUUUACGUUAUAUAUUAAAAUCACCAUAUCAAAGAAAAUUGCUUUGUUUGGAAGAAGAACCACCAGAAUUUCCACGUAUAACAAUAAAAGCACCAAUACCAUGGAAAGUUAAUAUACAAAUAGCAAUUAAUAGAUUAGAUCAAGUGUUAAUGGUUACACAUCCAGCAUUAACUGCUUUAAAUGUUUUAUGGUUUCAAUUUUAUAAUGAUAUGGUGAUUGUGGAUACAAAUAAAUUUUAUGAGAAACCGAUUCCAUUGAAUGCAGAUGAAAUUUUAGCACUUGUUAGACAAAGCUGUUUAUUAGCUAGAGAUAUUUUAAUAAAUGAUUGGUUACCAAGAUGUGCUGAUUUACUAGAUGCUAUGAAAAAAACAUGGAAAGAAUAUAUUCCAAUGAAUAGUAAAUAUGGUGGUCGAGCUGCAAUAUUUUUUAAUUGUAUACAUGCUUUAAUGUCUUUACAAUUACAAGGUUUAAUUAAAAGGAAUUUGGAUCAAUUUUAUAAUGUUUUAAAAGUUUAUAAGGAUGGAAAUUUAAUGGAUAAAUAUGAUUUUAUGAAUCCAAAAUUAAUUCGUAAUCCAUUGAUGACUAUUGUUGUAUCAAUAGUAGGAAGACAUUUUAUAAAAACUGAUGAUUUAGAAGAAAGUACUUCUGAAAUUUAUAAAUUUGAUGCUGACGAUCCGAAAUUAUUUGAUUCUGGCUUAAAUGAAAAGGAACCUGUAACAAUGGAAUUCUCAACCGAAUUUAUUAUGAAAAAUAGUGGAAAAAUGUUUGUUUAUCCUUAUAUGUGUGAAUUACCAAAAUUUUUUGUUAAUAUUUUUCGAAGUAUAUUAAGGGUCGGAUAUUAUGUACCAAGACUUGAAUUUUUAAUGUCCCAAAGAGAGGAUCAAUUAGGCUAUUUAUUUUGUAUACAUGAAAGUCAUUCUGAUAUGGAAGAAUUAUAUAAAAGUAUUUGUGAUAUUAUUGAAGCAAAUUGGAUAGGUCCAAGAAUUUAUUUAUAUCCAAUUUAUACUUAUUAUUUUCCUCUGUUAUCGGGUAAAAUGAUAGCUAUGAUGCAAAAUGUAUUUACACAAAGGAAUAUUCCUAGUUUACAGACAUUUCAAUUGUUAAUGACACGUUUAAGAGAAUUGCUUGAAGAAAUUUAUAUGCUGAUUGAUUUUACACCAAUGAAUUUAUUUAUGAUUGAUACAAGACAUGUUAAUAAGACCUUAGAUAUGCUUGUUAAUGAUAUCAUAAAUUAUAUAACAAAUUACUUUAAAAUAUUAAAUCGUAAUGAAAAUAAAAGGAUAUGUAAUGAAUUAGAAGAUAUGUCAAUGAAAGCAGGGGAACGUCCAGAAGAAACAGUUGAAGUUGUUGCAUUACAAAAUUAUUUAAUGGAAUGUCGGGAUGAAAAAAUUUAUAAAAUAAAAGAAGAUAUUGCAGUUGCUUUGAAAAGAGUUAUAUUUCUUUUAUAUUAUUCAACAAUGUCACAUGAUGAUCUUCAUUUAAAUACAAGAACAUUUUUAUUACCAGCUGAAUUAGAAAAAGUUCUUGACCUAAGUGCAAGUAGAUUAUUAGUAGUUAGAGAAAAUCUUGAGGUUCUUAUCAGAGAGAAACGUCUUAAAUUUGAAAAAUAUGUACUAACUGAAAAGAAAAGAAUUGAUGCAUUCCGUUUAAAAGAAGUUCGAGAUAUUUUAACAAUUGAAGAACUUAGAGAAAGAGUUGAAACUGUAAAUGAAUUAUUUGAAAUAUUGGAGAAUUGUAGUAAAGAAGCUAAAUCAAUUAAUGUAGAAGAAGAAUUACUUCAACUUGAAGUAACACAAUUUCCUGUUCUAGCUGAUCUAAUUGAAAAACUUGAGCCAAUUGAAAAAUUAUGGAAAACAGCAUUUGAAUUUGAAAAUAGCUAUGAGAUAUGGAUGUACGGACCAUUUGAAAACUUAAAUGCUGAUGCAAUAAGAGAAAGUGUUGACAGCAUGUAUAAAAUAAUUUUUAAAUUAACCCGCCAAUUAGUUUCGAAUCCAUUGGCUAAAAGAGCUGCCGAACAAGUUCGUAUGAAAAUUGAUAAAUUUAGAGUUUAUUUACCAGUAUUAGAUUCAAUAUGUCGUCAAGGUUUAGAAGAAAGACAUUGGAAUCAAAUUUCUGAUACAUUAGGCAAACCAAUUAAUCCAGAAUUAUAUAAUUCGGCUAAAGAUAUGAUUGAUGCCGACAUUAUGACAAUUUUACCCGAGUUAGAAACAAUAUCAAAUGCUGCCGGAAAAGAAUUUGAAUUAAAUAAUCAAUUGAUUGCAAUGCAAUUAGAAUGGAAACAAGUUAAAUUUGAUUUAUUACAAUAUCGUGAUUCUGAUACAUUUAUUUUGGCAUCAAUUGAUGAUAUACAAACUUUGUUAGAUGAUCAAGUAUUAAAAUCACAAGCAAUGAGACGUUCACCAUUUAUUGCGGCAUUGGGAACAAAAGCGGAUGAUUGGGAAGAAAAAUUAGUUUCAAUGCAAGAUAUUAUUGAUUCAUGGAUAACGGUGCAAUCAACUUGGAUGUAUUUAGAACCAAUUUUUAGUUCUGAAGAUAUUAUGAGACAAAUGCCAAUUGAAGGUAGAAAUUUUAAGGCUGUUGAUAAAUUAUGGCGAAAAAUAAUGAAAAGUACUUCAACAAAUCCUAAUGUUAUUGAAGCAACAGAUUAUCCAGAUUUAGUAGAAAUAUUUCGUAAAGCUGUUAUUGAUUUAGAAUGUGUUCAGAAAGGUUUAAAUUCGUAUUUAGAACAGAAAAGAUUAUUUUUUGCUCGAUUUUUCUUUUUAUCUAAUGACGAAUUGUUAGAAAUUUUAUCAGAAACUAAAGAUCCAAUGAGAGUGCAACCGCAUAUGAAGAAAUGUUUCGAAGGAAUAUAUGCCUUAAAUUUUGAUGAAAAUCAGGAAAUUACAGCUAUUAUUUCAUCAGAAGAUGAAGUUGUUAAAUUACAAAAAAAAGUUAGUCCAGCUAUUGCUAAUGGACUUGUUGAAAUCUGGUUAAAAGAACUUGAAAUGGUAAUGACUGAAACUAUUCAUGAACGGUUAAAACAAGCUUGGGAAGAUUAUUUUGCAAUUGAACGUAUAAGAUGGGUAUUAACAUGGCCAGGGCAAAUUGUUCAAGCAAUCGCAUGUACAGCUUGGACAAGUGAGACCGGAGAAGCAAUUGAAGCUAAUAAAAUCUCUGAAUAUGUAGAUAAAUGUGCAACACAAAUUGACGAAUUAGUAGGUCUAGUGAGAAAUCCUUUAUCAAGUGGUCAGAGAAUUACAAUUGAAGCUUUAAUAAUACUCGAUGUUCAUGCUCGAGAUGUUACAAAGAAUUUAGCAGAUGAAAAUAUUUCUUCACUUAUCGAGUUCGAUUGGAUUUCUCAGUUGCGAUACUCAUGGAAACAAGAAAGUAAAAUUGAUUAUCUGACAGUCAGUAUGGUUGUUACAGAUAUUAGAUAUGCUUUAGAGUAUUUAGGAAAUAUUUCACGCCUUGUUGUUACUCCGUUGACUGACCGCUGCUAUAGAACUUUAAUGGGGGCAUUGAAAUUAUGCCUCGGUGGUGCACCCGAAGGUCCAGCUGGUACUGGUAAAACUGAAACAUGUAAAGAUUUAGCUAAAGCUGUAGCAAAAAAAUGUGUUGUUUUCAAUUGCUCCGAAGGUUUGGAUUACAAAGCAUUAGGAAAAUUUUUUAAGGGUCUAGCACAAUCGGGCGCUUGGGCAUGUUUCGAUGAAUUCAAUCGAAUAGAAUUGGAAGUGUUAUCGGUUGUAGCACAACAAAUACUAACUUUACAACGUGCUAUAGGUAGAAAACUUGUGAAAUUUUAUUUCGAAGAUGCGUACUUAAAACUAGAUCCAACUUGCGCCUGUUUUAUAACAAUGAACCCAGGUUAUGCUGGACGUACUGAAUUACCAGACAAUCUUAAAGUUCUUUUUCGUACUGUUGCAAUGAUGGUACCAGAUUAUGCUAUGAUCGGAGAAAUUACACUUUAUUCAAAUGGGUUUAAUAAUGCUCGCCCUUUAGCACAAAAAAUCGUUCAAGCUUAUAAAUUAUGUUCAGAGCAGUUGUCAUCACAAACUCAUUAUGAUUAUGGCAUGAGAGCUGUAAAAUCAGUUUUAUUAGCAUCAGCAGCAUUACGUCGUAUACAUCAGAAUUUACCUGAAGAAAAAAUCGUACUUAGAGCUAUUGUCGAUGUUAAUUUACCAAAAUUUUUAGAACAAGAUGUCUCAUUAUUUAAAGGGAUUUAUAUGGAUUUGUUUCCUGAAAUAGAAUUGCCCGAGCCGUCCCGAGAAGAUAUGGUUAAAUGGAUAAAGAAAAUUUUAGAGGAUAAAAAUUUACAGGCAACUGAAUGGUAUGUCGAGAAAAUUCUUCAAAUUUAUGAAAUGCUUUUAGUUCGUCAUGGUUUGAUGAUAAUCGGUGGUCCAAUGGCUGGAAAAACAACUGCUUAUCAGACUUUAGCUAAUGUGUUGCGCAGUUUAAGUAAAGAUAAUGAAUCAACUCAAAAGGAACUUUAUACAAAUUAUAGAAUAAUAAAUCCAAAAGCUAUAACUUUGGGUCAAUUAUAUGGUUGUUUUGAUUCUGUUUCACAUGAAUGGUCAGAUGGUGUUUUAGCAAAAACAUUUCGUGAUUUUGCAAAUGGUUCUAAAACUGAAAGAUAUUGGGUUAUGUUUGAUGGACCAGUUGAUGCUAUUUGGAUUGAAAGUUUAAAUACUGUUUUAGAUGAUAAUAAAAUUUUAUGUUUAAUGUCUGGUGAAAUAAUUCAAAUGUCAAAAACAAUGAAUAUGAUGUUUGAACCAGCGGAUUUAGAUCAAGCAUCACCAGCUACAGUAUCACGUUGUGGUAUGAUUUACAUGGAACCAGAUAUGUUGGGAUGGAAAGCCCUUCAUCAUAGUUUUAUGAAAGUUUUAGAAAAGUACGAGGGUUUAAAUGAUAUCUAUUUCAAUUUAUAUACAGAUAUAGUAGAAUGGAUAAUUCCAGCUGCCUUAAAUGUAUUAAAAGAAUGUAAAGCUAUGUUGGAGACGUCAUCAUUGUAUCAGUAUAAAAUGUUAACUAUAUUAUUUUCACAUUUCUUGGAUAAGCAAACAUCAUAUAAUCAAGUGUGGUUCCAACAAACUUUUAUUUUUUGUUUUGGAUGGGCAUAUGGUUCUGCUCUUACAGUUGAAGGACAUACACAUUUUGAUAUGAGAAUACGUAAAAUAUUAACUGGAAAAGAUGAAGAUUACCCAAAAUCAAAAUAUUAUUCAUUAAAUAAAGGACAAUUAUGGCCAGAAAAAUUAUUAUAUAUUGAUUAUAAAUUUGAUGAGAAUGAAAAUUGGUGGCCAUGGCAAAAAUCUGAAGAAAUUAAUUUUCCUGAAAAUGCUGAACUAAGUGAAUUAAUUGUACCAACAAAAGAAACUGGUUACAUAUUAUAUUGGUUAGAAUUUUGUAUAGAAAAAGAAAUAUCAAUGUUAUUAAGUGGUCCAACUGGUACUGGUAAAAGUUGUACUAUUUCGAAUUAUAUUUAUAAUUUAUCCAAAAAUUCAUAUAUGAUAAAUACAAUAAAUUUAUCGGCAAGAACAAGUGCCCAACAGGUUCAAGAAACAAUUAUGACAAAAUUGGAUAGAAGACGUAAAGGAGCUUUUGGUCCACCAGUUGGGAAAAAGUUUAUAAUUUUUUGUGAUGAUUUGGCAAUGCCAUCAAAAGAUACAUAUGGUGCACAACCGCCUCUUGAAUUAAUCAGAACCUGGUUAGAUCAUGGGUAUUGGUCAGAUUUAAAAGACACUACAAAACUAGAAUUAUUGGAUUUGCAAUUUGUUGGUGCAAUGGGUCAAUUAGGUGGCAGUAAUUUCAUUUUUCCUAGAUUUUAUCGUCAUACGUUUACAAUAGCUGUUGAUACGUUUAAAGAUACUACAAUAAAUCGAAUUUUUACAGUAUUAGGUGAAUGGCAUUUUUCAAAGAAAUAUUCUGAAAAAAUUCAAUAUUUAUUAAAGGGUCUCGCUGAUGCGUUAGUAAAAACAUAUUGUAUGGCAUUAUCGGUAUUUUUACCAACACCGUUAAAAUCUCAUUAUACAUUUUCUUUGAGAGAUGUAACAAGAGUUUUUCAGGGCAUGAUUAUGGUACCACCAAAAAGAUUAUCUGAUGCAGAUAAAUUUGCCAGAUUAUGGUGUCAUGAAACAUAUAGGGUUUAUUAUGAUCGUUUAAUUGAUGAAAAUGAUCGAGAAGAAUUAUUAAAUAUUGUUCGAAAAACUUGUAAAGAAAAUUUAAGAUUUUCACUUGAACAAAUUUUUGGAAAACGUAUACCAUCAGGAGAAACCGUAACUACUGAUCAUAUAAGAAAUUUAUUUUUUGGAAAUUAUAUGGAACCGGAUGCUGAUCCAAAAAUUUAUGAUGAAGUUGAAAGUUAUGAAAAAUUAGAAAAAGUUAUGCACUUUUAUUUACAAGAUUAUAAUACAUUUUCGAAUACGCCAAUGGAUUUGGUACUUUUUAGAUUUGCAAUAGAGCAUAUUUCAAGAGUUACAAGAGUUUUAACAAUGAAGAGAGGUAAUAUAUUAAUGGUUGGUGUUGGUGGUUCUGGUAGAAGAAGUUCUGUUAAAUUAGCUGCAAAUAUAUGUGAUGCCAAAUUAUUAACAGUUAAUAUUACAAAAUCAUAUACAACAAAUGAUUGGAGAGAUGAUAUUAAAAAUACUUUAAUGCAUGCUGGUUUUAAUUUAAAACCAACAAUUUUUAUGUUCUCAGAUACUCAGGCUACAGAUGAAGGAUUUAUUGAAGAUAUUAACGCUAUUUUAAAUACCGGCGAUUUACCAAAUUUAUAUCAAGCCGAUGAGAAAGCCACUAUUAUGGAAAAUAUGACAACUGUGGCUAAACAGCUUGAUAAGAAACUCGAUGGAACACCAACAGAAGUUUUUGGAUUUUAUAUUGAACAAAUUAAAGAUCAAUUACAUUUUGCAUUAGCUUUUACUCCAAUUGGUGAAGCAUUUAAAGAACGUUUAAGAAUGUUCCCAUCAUUAGUUAACUGUUGUACAAUCGACUGGUUCAUUGCAUGGCCUCAUGAUGCUUUAGUACGAGUUGCAGAAUAUUUUAUAGGUUCAAUGAAUUUGAAUAAAGAAGAAGAAGAAGAAGAGGAAAAAGAAAAUCCUGUUAUUCAAGAUGAAUCCGCUCAAGUAGAUGACAGUAAAACAACUGGAACUAUUGAAAAUAUACAAGAAAUUAUACUUUCUGAUUUGGAAAAAGCCUUAGUUGAAUCUGUAAUAUUUUUCAAUGUAUCAAUUACGGAAGCUAGUGAAAAAUGUUUCUCAGAACUUGGAAGACAAAACUAUGUUACACCGACAUCAUAUUUACAAAUGUUAUUAUCAUUUAAGUCAUUUUAUAUCAAAAAAUAUGAUGAAAUCGUUCAGUUAAGAGAUCGAUACACAAUUGGUUUGGAGAAAUUAGAUUUUGCUGCAUCACAAGUUACUGAAAUGCAAGAAAAUCUUUAUAAAUUACAACCACAAUUAAAAAUUUUAUCAGAAGAAACUGAUAAAAUAAUGGUUAAUAUUGAACGUGAAACAGCUGAAGCUGAAAAGAAAAAAGAAGUUGUUGGUGCUGAUGAAGCAGCUGCUAAUGAAGCUGCAGCUGCUGCACAAGCUAUUAAAGAUGAUUGUGAAAGUGAUUUAGCUGAAGCUAUACCAGCUUUAGAAUCAGCACUUGAUGCUCUAAAUACACUUAAACCAGCCGAUAUAGUUGUUGUUAAAUCAAUGAAAAAUCCUCCAUAUGCUGUUAAACUUGUCUUAGAAGCAGUAUGUGUUAUAAAAGGAAUAAAACCAGAUAGGAAACCCGAUGCAACUGGCAGAAUGGGAGAAGAUUAUUGGACUCCAUCACAGAAAAUGUUAGGGGAUAUGAAAUUUUUAGAAAAUCUAAAAACUUUUGAUAAAGAUAAUAUUCCACAAGCAAACAUUAAAAAAAUACGAGAAAAAUAUAUACCAGAUCGCGAUUUUAUACCAGAUAAAAUAAAAUCGGCUUCAACAGCAUGUGAAGGUCUCUGUCGAUGGGUUCGUGCCAUGGACGUUUAUGAUAAAGUUGCAAAGAUUGUUGCACCAAAAAAAUUAGCAUUAGCCGAAGCGGAAACUGAAUUACAGGCACAAAUGGAAAAAUUAAAUGCUAAACGAGCUGAACUUCAGGAUGUUUUAGAUAAGUUACAGAAAUUAAAUGAUUAUUUUGCUGAAAAAUCACGUGAGAAAAAAGGUUUAGAAGAUGAAAUUGAUAACUGCGAAAAGAAAUUAAAUAGAGCUGAAAAACUACUAGGUGGUUUGGGAGGUGAAAAAACUAGAUGGUCUGAAUCAGCAAAUCGGUUACAUAAAUCACUUCAUAAUGUUGUUGGUGAUGUAUUACUUGCUGCUGGAUGUAUUGCUUAUUUAGGAUUUUUUCCGACUGAAUAUCGUGCUAAUAUUAUUAAUUGUUGGAAUCAGUUAUGUAUUGAAAAAGAAAUUCCAUGCUCAGAAAAAUUUUCUUUAAUAACAACUUUAGGACAUCCAAUGAAGAUUAGGGCUUGGUCAUUAGCUGGUUUGCCAGCGGAUAAUUUUUCGGUAGAAAAUGCAAUUAUUGUUGCCAACUCCAAUAGAUAUCCAUUAAUGAUUGAUCCUCAAGAACAAGCAAAUAAAUGGAUUAAAACAAUGGAAAAAGUUAAUAAUAUUCAAGUUGUUAAGUUAACUGAUGAUAAUUAUAUGAAAGUAUUAGAAUCAUCUAUGGAAUUAGGUACACCAGUUUUAAUUGAAAAUGUUGGUGAAAAAUUAGAUCCAAAUCUAUCGCCAAUUCUUGAAAAAAAUGUUAUCAAACAAAAAGGUGCUUUUUAUAUUAAGUGUGGGGAAAAUCUUUUGGAUUACAAUCACAAUUUUCGUUUAUACAUUACAACAUGUUUACGCAAUCCACAUUAUUCUCCAGAAACUAUGGUAAUGGUUACAAUUAUAAAUUUUAUGAUUACUGAACAAGGAUUACGAGAACAAUUAUUAGCAACAGUUGUAGCACACGAACGUCCCGAUUUACAAGAAAAGAAAGAACAAUUAAUUGUUGAGUCAGCUGCAAAUCGUGAUGCUUUAUAUAACAUUGAAUCAAAAAUUUUAGAGGUUCUGUCUUGUUCUGAAGGGAACGUUUUAGAGGAUGAAAAUGCAAUCAACAUUUUAUCGUCUAGUAAGGUAUUAUCAGAGGAAAUCCAAGAAAAACAAAUAAUUGCAAUUGAAACUGAAAAGGAAAUUGAUUCAGCUAGAUUGCAAUAUAUUCCUGUAUCAAAUCAUUCAGCUAUAUUAUUUUUUUGUAUAAGUGAAUUAGCUGGAAUAAAUCCAAUGUAUCAAUAUUCGCUAGCAUGGUUUCAAAAUCUAUUCGUUAAUACUAUUUUGAAAGCACCAAAAUCUGAUGAUUUGCAGUUGCGUUUACAAAAUUUAAAUGACUACUUUACAAAAUCAAUUUAUCAAAAUGUUUGCCGAUCGUUAUUUGAACAAGAUAAAUUAGUUAUUUCAUUUGUUAUGUGCACUGGGAUUCUUUUAUCAAGAAAUAAAAUCGAUAAAGAACAUUUUAUAUUUUUGCUAACUGGUGGCAGAGUUUUCGAAAAUCCAAAUAAAAAUCCAGCUCCACAAUGGUUAUCCGAGAAAUCAUGGUUAGAAAUUGUACAAGCAAGUACAUUAAAAGGGCUUGAAAACCUGCAUAUACAUUUUUCAGAAAAUAUUGAUGAGUGGAAAAAGUUGUACGAAUCUACUACUCCAGAAGAAUUAAAAUUCCCGGCACCAUUUACGGAUGUUGAUCAGUUAAUGGGUUUAAUUUUAUUGAAAUGCAUUCGACCCGAUAAAAUUAUACCAGCGGCUAGGAGAUUUAUUACUAUGAAUAUGGAUAAAUCAUUUGUUGAACCUCCGCCUUUUGAUCUUCAUUCUUCAUUUGCUGAAAGUUCACCCACUGUUCCAUUAGUUUUUCUAUUAUCAUCUGGAUCUGAUCCAAUGGCAAGUUUAAUAAUGUAUGCAAAACAAAGAGAUAUGUAUGAUAAAACAAAAUUAAUUUCACUUGGACAGGGACAAGGUCCACGAGCCGAAAAAAUGAUUUAUGAGGGUGCAAAAGCGGGUGAAUGGGUUGUUUUGCAAAAUUGCCAUGUUGCAGAAAGCUGGAUGAAUGAAUUAGAAAGAAUAUGUAAUGAUUCAAGUUUAGCAAAUGCUCACGCAGAUUAUCGAUUAUGGUGUACUUCAUAUCCUAGUAAAGUUUUUCCAGUUUCGGUAUUACAAAAUAGUGUUAAAAUGACAAAUGAAUCGCCAAAAGGAUUGAAAAUGAAUAUGUUACGUUCAUAUAAUUCUGACCCCUUAGUGAGAGAUAAAUUUUUUAGUAAUGCUUUUUCCGGUGAUAUGGCAAAAUACUGGUUAAGGGGAGUUUUUGCAUUAGUCUUUUUUCAUGCUGUUAUACAAGAGAGAAGAGAAUUUGGUCAUUUGGGUUGGAAUAUACCAUACGAAUUUAAUGAGUCCGAUUUAAAAAUAUCUUUAAUGCAAUUAAAAAUGUUUAUUAAACAAACGGAAACUAUACCAUUUCGAGGUCAUGUAUAUCUAACUGGAGAAUGUAAUUAUGGUGGCAGGGUAACCGAUGACAAAGAUAGAAGAUUAAUAUUGUGUUUGCUUAAUAAUGUGUAUAAUCAAAAUUCAAUUGAUGUGGAUGAAUUUUGCUUAUCAGAUUCCGGAGAUUAUAAAAUUCCAUUAGUACCUAAUCGCUUAAAUAGCAUUGAAUAUAUAAGUAAUUUCCCUCUUAGUCCAAAUCCAGAGGUAUUUGGACUACAUGAAAAUGCCGAUAUAAGUAAAAAUACUAAAGAAACCCGCACGUUAUUAGACGGAGUAUUGCUUACUCAAACUUCCUUACUUGCAUCAACAAAAACUAGUAUAGGUAAAGAAAGAGAAGUGAUUGAUCCAAUAUAUCAAUUAUGUACAAACAUCCUGGAUCGACUGCCUGAUACGUUCAAUAUUAGAGAUAUAUCUUUAAAAUAUCCCGUAGUUUAUAACAAUUCAAUGAAUACGAUCUUGAGACAAGAAUUAAUAAGAUUCAAUAAACUUUUAGAUUAUAUCAGAAAAAGUCUUGUAAACGUUCAAAAAGCUAUUCAAGGAAAAAUAGCUAUGGUUCCUGAAUUAGAAAGAACUUAUAACUCAAUUAAUGUAGGAAAAUUACCAGCCGAUUGGUUGAAAAAAAGUUAUCCAUCUCUGAAACCACUUGGAAGUUACAUUAAUGAUUUAAUUACAAGAUUAUCAUUUUUCCAAAAUUGGGUGGAUAAUGGAGCGCCAGAUAUUUUUUGGAUAUCAGGGUUCUAUUUUACACAAUCGUUUCUAACUGGUAUAUUACAAAAUCAUGCUAGACGAAAUAAAUUUCAAAUUGAUUUAGUUGGAAUACGAUUUGAAGUAAUGCCUGGUGAUGAUGUAGGCGAGUCUGAUGAAUAUAGCACCUUCGUGAAAGGACUGUUUCUUGAGGGCGCAAGAUGGAAUCGAGAAUUGAUGCACUUAGAUGAAUCGUUACCAAAGAUACUAUUCGAUAUUAUUCCUGUAAUAAAAUUAAUACCUGAUUUAAGAUCUUCAGAACGAAUGAGAAAAAACGAUAAGCAAUAUGAAUGCCCCAUUUAUAAAACAAGUGAAAGGAAAGGCACACUAUCAACCACUGGUCAUUCGACGAAUUUCGUAAUGUAUAUUCAAUUAGACACGGUCGUUAAGCCAGAACAUUGGAUUAUUCGGGGCACAGCGUCAUUAUGCCAAUUAGAUGACUGAUUAAAGACUUAUUUAUUUUAAAAAUAAUUUAUA
Condylostylus longicornis is the source of this 12432-nucleotide messenger RNA. RefSeq names its product dynein axonemal heavy chain 3 (gene Dnah3). Lineage: Eukaryota; Metazoa; Arthropoda; Insecta; Diptera; Dolichopodidae. The record is from RefSeq and is a predicted model, not a curated record. The coding region runs from base 1 to 12399 and encodes 4132 amino acids. Gene Ontology annotation, biological process: microtubule-based movement. Gene Ontology annotation, cellular component: dynein complex. The transcript has 59 exons. Gene Ontology annotation, molecular function: minus-end-directed microtubule motor activity; dynein light intermediate chain binding; ATP hydrolysis activity.